AUGCCUUCUGCAUCCAAGUCCAAGUCGAAAGACAGAUCAGCUGCAAAAGUUGCAAAAGAGCAACCCAAGGUUGCUGCAAAGCCAAUGGGAAAUGGUACGCUUGCAAGUUCUUAUAGCAACCUCUCUGGAAAGUUCCAUGUUCUGGAACCAUCAGCCUCUUUGUUGGGUAGCCAAGGCAUCGAUAAAUUCAGGAAUACAGAUGAAAUAGAUGAGCAUUCUCGCAGCUCCCAUGGUACAGGGGAUUUUGAUUGUGCGUCCAACAAUGGUAGCUGCUCUGGUGAGUCAGAAGAUCCAAAGGAAAAACCAACCAGUACCGCGUCUUGGGUAGACUCUGUUCCUGGAUGUGAUAUUGAUAAACGCGAGAAGAUCAGACAGAAAAAUGAGAAGAAGCAUCAAAGGCAGAAGGAGAGGCGUGCCCAAGAAUUGCACGAGCGUUGUAAGGGAUACCUUAUGUCCAGAAAAUUGGAGGCACUUGCACAGAAGCUUGUUGCGAUGGGUUUCUCAGCAGAUCAAGCAACGAUGGCCCUUAUACAGAAUGAGGGUUGCGUUGAGGAAUCUGUUACCUGGCUCUGCAACUUUGAUGGCAGUGAGGAAGCUAAGCAACAACUUGCAGCUGAUCAACAGUCUGGAGCUAACUUGAAGAUUGAUAUAGCCGAUGAGCUUUCAAAGAUUGUGAGCUUGGAGGCAAAAUAUAAGUGUACAAAGCAAGAAGUUGAAAGAGCAGUUGUUUCCUGUGAAGGUGAUCUAGAAAGGGCUGAGGAGGUCUUGAAGACACACAAACAAGAAUCAACUGCAGUCCCACCAAAGCCUGAGGGAUCUGGCGAUUCAAGUGGCUUGCCUAACAAGCAGCAAGUUGUACUUGCACAGAACCCUGUAAGGCCUCAAACAAAUGGAUUUUCAUCAGUAGGAUCUCAGCAGAUGAGAAGAGAGGAGAAGGACAUAAACUAUAAGCUUUUGAUGAAUGGUAGUGGUCCAAAGGAACCUGCAAUUAAAGGUUUUCAGCCACUGGUAACACCAAUUAAGCCAGAUUUGGGCCGUCAGCAAUUUGUUCAACCUGAGAAGAGACGUCUCAAUCCCAACUCGAUUCCGUCAGUUCCUUAUGUGGCAUCGUCUCCUUUGCCUGUUGCAGUGCCACAACUGAAGUCAGACAUGCGGCAUGUGGCAGGAACCAAUGAGGUGAAAAGUUCAAUGCCCAAUGGAAGCUUGCGAGAGUCAGUAAUUGUAAUGCAGCGUCCUCAAUCUGAAGGUACCAAGCAGAGCCUACCAUCCACUAGCCAUAGUAUGUUUGCGGCAGAACAAUCUGCGAGGGAUUGGUUCUUAAAUGGCACAUCAGGCGUGGAUAUGAUGUUGAAUGGGGGCUUAGGUCAUGGACUAAGGAAUAUGAGUUUGGACAGUGUUAGUUCUGCCAGGUUGUUUGGACAUGCAAACCAUCAACAAAGUUUUGUUUCUAAUCCUAUAGAGCUGGCUGCGAAUGGUUGGGGUGGCACCUGGAGUUCUGGAGGUACAUCAUCUUCCCGUUCUGUGGCGUCAUCACUCGGGGCAUUUAGAGGGUGGAAUUCAUCUGAGUCGUCCUCUGCAUUGCCUCAUUCUGAUUGGAGAACCAAUGGGCCAGCACCUUAUGACUACACCUCAGUAGACUGGAGCAUCGACACAACGUUAUUGAACCCAGCAGCAAAGAGCGAGCGGCUGUCGGACACAUGGUCAACCAUGUUCAUGGGUGGCAGAUCAACAAGGACACCUGGGAACCUCAGUGGUGCAGGCAUCGCUGGGUUGCAUGACAGUAACCAUCCAAUGGAUCCUGCUCCAUCACCUCGUCCAUAUGAGUGGCCUACUUUCUGCAGGGGAGGAUCUUCCUAG
Molecule: messenger RNA, 1857 nt
Organism: Miscanthus lutarioriparius
Lineage: Eukaryota; Viridiplantae; Streptophyta; Magnoliopsida; Poales; Poaceae
Source: the annotation of a GenBank genome assembly